Molecule: messenger RNA, 2863 nt
Organism: Pyricularia oryzae 70-15
Lineage: Eukaryota; Fungi; Ascomycota; Sordariomycetes; Magnaporthales; Pyriculariaceae
Product: peroxisomal copper amine oxidase
Exons: 2
Coding region: 423-2537 (704 amino acids)
Biological process (GO): amine metabolic process
Molecular function (GO): quinone binding; copper ion binding; primary methylamine oxidase activity
Source: RefSeq, a predicted model, not a curated record
UGCGACGUUAGUUUUAGUUGUUGAAAGGGGACAGGAUUUGGAGACUCGCACCUUGCAUGGAGGUUGGUGGUUUCAAUUCGCUGUAGUCAAUCGGCAGUUGCGGGGGGAAAUGGGGUUUGCUUUUUUUUACGAAGUAAGUACAAUGCCAGGUCAAUUUUUAUUACUCCUCCGGCUAACAGUUCGGAGCCGGGAAAUCGGGUUGACGAUAAAGAGCACUUGAAAUCGCUCUCCUUUUUUUCUUCUUUUUUGGAUUCUACUCUUUAACUUCAAAAGCCAUUCUGUUCCAGAAAGUAUCAUAUUAUACUGCACAUAAACAGUUCAAGAUCACAUAAAAAAAGAGAGCCUCUCUUUAUCCAACAACUAUUUUGUUAGCUCAAACUACCCUCGUAUGGCACAGUCUUUGAGCCCAGAAAACCACCAAAAUGAUUCCAGACACUUCAUCUAUAGCCGGUUAUACAAUUUUUCGGGAAGAGGCCAACGACGCCGCUCCAGACCUGACUAAGCAGGGUCCGGUUCAUCCUCUCGACCCUCUCUCCGUCGAAGAGAUACGUGCUGCAACCAAGAUAAUCCGUGAUUAUGCCACACCCAAGAAUCUCAAGUUCAACUUCCUCUCGCUGCGCGAACCCGCCAAGGCCGAGUACCAGGCCUUCCGCGCCGGCCGCGGACCCCGUCCGGUCCGCCGCGCCUUCGGCGUCGUGCUGAUCCGGGGCACGCCAGACUCGGCCGAGGUGCUGGUCAACCUGGACCGGCUUGCCGUCGAGACCUGGCAGCAAGUGCACGACAUCGGCCCAAUGCUGACGCUGGAGGACCUCGACAUCUGUGAGCGCGUGGCCCGCGCCGACCCCAAGUUCCAGGAGGCCUGCCGCGAGGUCGGCAUCACCGACAUGGAAAAGGUGUUUGUCGACGGCUGGGCCAUUGGCUUCGACCACCGCUGGGGCAUGGACCGCCGCCUGCAGCAGGGGCUAGUCUACUACCGCAACACGCCCAACGACAAUCAGUACGCCCACCCGCUCGACUUCUCCGUCGUCAUCGACACCGAGAAGGAGAUCGUGCUCGCCAUCGACGUCCGCCACGUUAACGGCGAGCGCACCAAGCCGCCGCUGGCCGAGCACAACUACACCCCAGAGUUCCUCUCGGCCGGCUACCGCCACGACAGGCUGAAGCCGAUCGAUAUCACCCAACCCGAGGGCGUCUCGUUCAGCAUGCGCGGCAACGAGCUGUCGUGGGCCGGCUACAAGAUGCACAUCGGCUUCAACUACCGCGAGGGCAUCGUCCUCUCCGACGUCAGGAUCUUUGACGAGCACGAGCAGCGGGAGCGCACCCUCUUCAACCGCGUCAGCGUCGUCGAGAUGGUCGUCCCCUACGGCAACCCCAGCCCGCCCCACCACAAGAAGCACGCCUUCGACGUGGGCGAGUACGGCUCGGGCUUCAUGAGCAACUCGCUGUCGCUCGGCUGCGACUGCAAGGGCGCCAUCCACUACCUGGACGCCGUCCUGGCCGUCAGCACCGGCGAGCCCGCCCUCAUCAAGAACGCCAUCUGCAUCCACGAGGAGGACAACGGCCUCGCGUUCAAGCACACCGACUACCGCAGCGGCGAGGCCAUCUCGGCUCGCGACCGCAAGCUCAUCAUCUCGCAGAUCAUCACCGCCGCAAACUACGACUACGCCUUUUACCACAUCUUCAACCUCGACGGCACCUACAAGCUCGAGAUGAAGCUGACGGGCAUGCUCAACACGUACUGCCUGCACUCGUCUGAGACUGCCGCCCCCUACGGCACAGAGGUGGCGCGGGGAAUCACUGCCCACAACCACCAGCACAUCUUCUCCCUCCGCAUCGACCCGGAAAUCGACGGGCCCAACAACUCGGUGGUGCAGAACGACGCCGUCCCGUCCGAGGCACCGCUCGGCUCGGCCGAGAACCUCUACGGCAACGGCUUCUACUGCAAAAAGACGCCCCUCCUCACCGCCAAGGCCGGCGCCGCCGACUACUGCCACGAGACGAGCCGGUCCUGGGACAUCACCAACCCCAGCAAGCUGAACCCGUCGACAGGCAAACCCAUCGCCUACAAGAUCCUCAACUCGUCGUCGCCCCGCAUCCUCGCCAAGCCGGGCAGCAUGGUGUGGAAGCGCGCGGCGUUUGCGCAGCACGCGCUGUGGGUCGUGCCCUACGAGGACUGGCGCAUCUUCCCGGCCGGCGACUACGUGCCGCAGUCGCAGGGCCAGCUGGGCCACCCGUACAACCCGACCGUGGCCGACUGGGCCGCGCGCGACGGCCCCAUCGCCGACACCGACAUUGUCUGCUACAUCCAGUUCGGCCUCACCCACUUCCCCCGCACCGAGGACUUCCCCGUCAUGCCCGCCGAGCCCGUCAGCGUCACGCUGCGCGCCUCGAAUUUCUUCGUCAAGAACCCCGCCCUCUGGCUGCCCCCGGCCCAGCUCGGCGGCGGCGACAAGACGUCGCGCAAUGCGUUUGGCAAGGAGGCGCAGGUGCCUGCCAAGUCUUGCUGCCAGGCUCCUGCUCUCAAGGGCAAGUUGUGAUGCGCCCGUCCGUCUUGUGUUAUUGUUUUUUUUUUUUUUGUUUUUGGCAUGACUGCAUAGAUUUGAGCAUUUAAAUCGAUCUGCCGGUGUUCCCCGCGUGGUUAAUUUUGCAUAUUGCAUUGUCUUUUAGACGGCGGCUUGCGUAUGACAUUUUUGGAGUAUCUUGCAUCACUCCGUCUAUGAUUGAUGACGAAGUCUGGUUAUUCAGAGGGAAUUUCCCGUAAUGACUUGAGCCUGUUUUGGUAGUAUAGUAUGUACAGCCAUUUGACUCCUUAUAAAGUUGCUUUUAAAUCUUGCUCUGACAACUGCGUUUUAUGAAAGUGAGC